Diospyros lotus (date-plum) is the source of this 2436-nucleotide messenger RNA. RefSeq names its product pentatricopeptide repeat-containing protein At2g13420, mitochondrial-like. The record is from RefSeq and is a predicted model, not a curated record. The coding region runs from base 635 to 2311 and encodes 558 amino acids. The transcript has a single exon. Lineage: Eukaryota; Viridiplantae; Streptophyta; Magnoliopsida; Ericales; Ebenaceae. Gene Ontology annotation, molecular function: protein binding.
AUUUAUGUCCAUCUACCCAAUAAAUAAAAUGAAAAUACCAAUUUUCUUCUUUCAUUAAACAAUCAUAUUAGUGACUAUUGAAUAUGUUAAUGUCACUAAUUUUUUAAGAUAAAAUGCUCAAAAUGUCCUUCUUAUAGGUUAAAAUCCUAUAUAUACCCUCCAACUAAGUUUGAGGCUAAGGACCAAAGGACCUGUGGCAUUUGCAUACUUCAACAACACAGACAAAAAUGGUAAGUUUCAUACAUCAUUCCUAAAUUUGAUAAUAUUUCACCGACCCUAUUCUAUUCUCUAGUUAUUUAAAAAAAAAAAAAAAUCAAGUAAAAAGACUAGUUUACCCCUUACCCCUUCCGUCUCUCUCAAACCAUCCCUAAACCCAGAUGAUUUGUUUAAACCUAACCAGAUCUGGUUCGAGUCUAGAAAAUCAGACCCAAUUGGAUCUGGGUUCUUUCGUUCCUAAACCCUCCUCAGUGGGUGGAUGACUGGGUGUAGCAAUACAAUCUUUGUGGGAGCGGCUUUUACAGUUAGGUUUGGACGAGAGGCCGAUGGAGAGGCAACUGUACGAAGAGUGAGUGAAACUGAAGACUUUACUUGUAGCAAAGCUGCUGUUUGUUUGUGGUGGCGGCAGUAGUGAAUAAUGUUGUCGUUGCAGAAGAAGAAGAGCUUCUUCCUCCACCAAAGUUACAGUCGUUCCGCCAUCAGGAACCUCCUUGUCAUGACUUCCCUGCCCUUUCACCUGACCCGCCGGCCCUUCUCUUCUUCUGAUUACGACGGCAACGAUAAUGAUAUUAUGAUUCCUCCAUCAUCGCCAUCAUCAUCAUCAUCCUGCGGUUUCAGCCCUCUUCCGUCCCUCCAGCCCUCACACGACGCCGACCUCGUCUCCAGAAUCCUCCUCCAACACCACAACCCCUACCACGCCAUGGAAUCCUCUCUCCAGCUCUACGGCAUCUCCCUCUCCACCCGCCUCGUCCACCAAACCCUCCUCCGUCUCUCCAACUGUUCCAAGAUCGCCCUUUCCUUCUUCUCUUGGGCCAAAUCCCAACCCUCCUACCGCCAUGACGCCCCCGCCUUCCACCUCCUCAUCGACAUUCUCGCCAAAGUCCGCCAAUUCGACGUCGCCUGGCAGCUCAUCCUCGAAAUGUCCCAUUCACAACAUAAUUAUAAUCCUCACGUCAAACCCACAUCUGCCACUUUCGCAAUCUUGAUCCGCAGGUUGGUCUCUUCCGGCUUGACUCGCCAAGCCGUCCGCGCGUUCGAAGAUAUGGAGUGUUUCGUCGACAGGCAAGCUGACCGUUACGAUUUUUGCUUCCUUCUCGAUACCCUUUGCAAGUACGGUUACGUGAAGGCAGCCACGGAGUUAUUCAACAAAAGCAGGUCUAGAUUCGAGCCCGACGUCAAAUUGUACACCGUCUUGAUUUACGGUUGGUGCAAGAUAAACAGGCCACAAAUGGGGGAGAGGUUCUUCAGGGAGAUGGUGGAUCGCGGGAUUGAGCCCAAUGUAAUUGCUUACAACGUCUUGCUGAAUGGGAUCUGCAGGAGGUCGAGUUUGCACCCGGAGGAUCGAUUCGAGAGGACCGUUCGAGCUGCAGAGAAACUGCUCGACGAAAUGCGCGAGAGGGGGAUUCAGCCCGACGUCACCAGUUACUCUGUCGUGCUUCACGUCUACAGCCGGGCACAUAAACCCGAGUUGUGUCUGGAAAAGUUGAAGGACAUGAAAAGCAUGGGUAUAUGCCCAACGGUGGCGACGUAUACUUCGGUUGUGAAAUGCCUUAGUUCAUGCGGGCGACUAGAAGAUGCCAUAGAAUUGGUGAGCGAGAUGGAACGUAAUGGGGUGACUCCGUCGGCUGCAACUUUCAACUGUUUCUUCAAGGAAUACAGGGGAAGGAAGGAUGCGGAGAGUGCUGUGACAUUGUACCGGAAGUUGAAGUUGAAGCAGCCGCCUAGCGUCAGCAUCAGUAUCAAGACGUACAAUAUUUUAGCGGGAAUGUUUGCGAAGUUGAACCAAAUGGAGGUUGUGGAAGAGAUAUGGGAUGAUAUGAAGGGUAGUGGGGCUGGGCCAGAUCUGGAUUCCUACACAGUGCUGAUUCAUGCCUAUUGCGAGAAGCAGCGGUGGAGAAAAGCCUGCCACUUGUUUGUGGAAAUGAUAGAGAGGGGCUUGCUUCCCCAAAAGACAACAUUUGAGACGCUGUACCGGGGGUUAAUACAGGCUGAUAAGCUGAGAACCUGGAGAAGGUUGAAGAAGAAGCUGGAGCAAGAGUCCAUAACAUUUGGUGCCGAAUUCCAGGCUUACCACUUGAAGCCUUACAGGAGAUGAAUCCAUCCUAAUUCCCCUAUUAUUAUUGCAGUAGUAAAUUAAGUUUGUGAUGAUGAUGAUGAUGAUAGUUUUGAUAUUUGUAUAUAUGAAAACAAAAGUCAAAAAAUUGAUGUUUCACCCCUUCA